AUGAAGAAUAUCUUCGCUUCUUCUCUCUUCCUUCUCUCGGCUAUUCCGGCGCUUAUUUGGGGCGCCACUGUUCCUAACGCGGACACCCCCCUGUUCUACCUCGUCUCCAGCAGCAAAUCGCCCGCUAAUCUCCUGCCAGUAAGAAUGUCAAGUGGCGGGGGAGGCGGCCUCGCGACCCUGAAGGGCAGCGGCGUCCCGGCUCAAUUAUAUUUCUACCAAGGAACCCUCACCGUCUACGACCCCAACAAUAACACUUUCCCAUAUCGACCCCUCGUAAAUUCCAUCCAGGACGCGAGUGGAUGCCAGAGCUUCGGGGCAUUGGUAUUCGUGCAGGGGACGAGCACGAACAAGUGUGCGCGGUACAGCUCGUUCCAGAUCCAAUCGAAUGCCGAGAACAGCCAGCUCGGAGCAGAGCUCGUGUUCAAUUAUGUCGGAGGAUUCUAUGCUUGUGGGAGCGGCCAGGAGAUUUGGUACAAGAUAAAUGCCAGUGACGGUCCUAGCGGGUGCGACCUCAUUCAUCUCUACACCGUCCCUACGGCUUGA
Molecule: messenger RNA, 543 nt
Organism: Cyclocybe aegerita
Lineage: Eukaryota; Fungi; Basidiomycota; Agaricomycetes; Agaricales; Hemipholiotaceae
Source: the annotation of a GenBank genome assembly